This is a messenger RNA of Symbiodinium natans, 10440 nucleotides long. The record is from the annotation of a GenBank genome assembly. Lineage: Eukaryota; Dinophyceae; Suessiales; Symbiodiniaceae.
AUGGUGAUUCACACCUUUUCCAGAAGCCAGAGCUGCGUGAGUUUAAGCAGUGGAGAGAGUGAAUAUAUCGCAUGCGUGAGUGCUACAUGCGACGGCAUCCUCCUUCGCAGUGCCCUGCAGCACAUCAUGCGUGUUGAUGUGUCCAUGCACCUGUUCACAGAUUCCAGCGCAGCUCGGGGGAUCAUGGGAAGGCAGGGAUGCGGACGUCUUCGCCAUAUCUCCGGACGCUUGUUAUGGUUGCAGGAUUUCUUGUUCAAGUGGAAGAAAGCGUCGCUACACGCAGUACCGACCCUGACAAAUCCUGCUGAUUUGUUUACAAAGUCCUUGACAGGAGCCCGUGUCCGUACCUUGAGCCACAUCCUUGGAAUCCGUGAUUCACACGAUGGAUUUUCAUUGGUCGGGACAACUGAGUUUGAGGAACUACAACGCCGUGAGCAGGCAAAGAAGUUUCUUCGUGCUGUGAGGAGCACAGGUCGAGGGAAUGCCGAGGCGUUGCAUCUUCUUGCAUUGCUGGUUCAGGUCGUGGGUAACAAGGCUGCGGAUGAUGAGGACCGAGCACAGUUUGUGCCUGACUCGCCCGCAUCAGCAGGCGAGGAUGCAUACCCAUGGACCAGCUUUGCCUUCGUUGUCACCUUGACAGUGUGCAUCGCAUUCAUGCUUGGCCGUGCCAGCGCCAACACGAACUUUGCAUCCCUUUUGGAGUGGCCCUUAGUUAGGUGGGUACGUAGUUGGUUUAGGCUUGAAGCAACAGAGGCUGAGCAACCAUUGCUAGCCGAAGCACCUGCUCUUGCAGAGAACCUUGACACCACAUCAGAAAGUAGCCGUGAAAGUCUAGGCUUACAACAUUAUUCGCCACGAACUCGUGCAGAAAUCCUCGGUCGAUCGCCGCCUGCGACACCGAGUGACACUGAGCACGAAUCUGAGCAGCCAGACUCAGAACCAGAAGAUGACGAUGACGACGUGUAUCCUGGAGGCCAUGGACCAGCCUACCAGAACCAGGCAGAGCUGAUUGCACUUUAUGAGAUGGUUGGUGAAGCAGCAGCCAUCGAUGUGAUGCCAGCCAUGCAGCUGAUCCCUGCAGGUCAGCCAGCAGAAGUGCAGCAGCCACUGCUACAGGAUGAUGACAUCCUUCAGGGGGCGCAUGGGCAGCGUGCCUACCGAGGUCCACCUUCUGCAACUCCCACUGCAUCGCAAAGCACUGCCACUGCCUAUCGCUUUCAGGAGAUGCCGCUGCGGAAGCAAUCGCAGGGUCCUUCAGGUUUCGUCACCCAGAAGGACGUUCACUCUGAGACACGUGCGAAGGCCUUGCAACUUUGGCAGAACAUGCGGUCUGUUUUGCUUCCGCUGUCUGGGGUUUUGCAGGAGCUUUCAGGUUCUUCCCACCCAGAGAGUUUGGAGGAAAGGUUGCUGAGCGGGGUGUCUGAGACCACUUUACUCCGCUAUCUUCAAGGUUUCAAGGGCUUUUUGCAUGCGCUACACACCCUUGAUCGAGCCUUGGACUCCUCUCUUCGUCAAGUGGACAUUGCAGAUGCACUCUUAGCAAUGCACAACAUGGGCACUCAUGUGCUUACUGGCCUCAAGUCCUUGCGUUGGGCCCAGAAGACGUUGCUUUUGUCCCUCCCGGAUUUGUACCAGGGGCUCAUGCACUCCGUGUCCUACAGGGUUGAGAGUGAUAGGAAGGAGGCAUUCCCUCUGCCCCUUUUUGUCUUGGCUGCCUUAGAAAGGCAAUUGCUGCUGGAUAUGGGCUCUCCUGCUCGCCUCCUUUUCAUUGGGGCAGUUUUGACUUCUUGUUGGAGCAGCCUUCGCCUCAGCGAUUCUCAGCACGUUUCAUGGAGCUCCAUCCAGGAGUGGGACGCCUUAGAGGCGAGUUUUGGCUCUGUCACUCCAGAUUGUCUCUUCUUUUCGUCUGCGGCAGGCGAGUUUCAGCCUCUCACGUAUGGCGAGGUCCUCAACCAAUUGCGUGGUCUUUUGAUUUCCAUUGGUUUGCGUACCGAGGAGGCCGGCACCUUUACAGUUCACUCGAUGAAGGUUUGCCUUCUUUCCGUCAUGGCGCAACGUGGUUUCCGAGUCUCCCGCCGGGAGGCUCAGGGGCAUCAUAAAUCCUCCUCUCACAGUGCCAAGCUUUACAGUCGCGACGAUGUGUGGCCAGCUUUGGCAGCCCAAAAGUCCUUAAUGCGCAGCAUCUCUCAGGGGUGGUGGCCGUCCACCCCUCUGGCCCGCGGCGGUCGUCAUCCGGUUCCGCAGCGUGCCAUUGCACACCCGAGCCUUGUCCGUCUGCAUCACACGAACGUGCUGGGCCUUCUUCACCCAUUGCAGCUGAUGUCUCUUCAGACUCCUCUUCAUCGUCCGAGACGCUUGCCCACGCUGCUGAUGCGUUUCCACAAGGCAGUGCACGCCAGGCAUCCUCCGCAGAUGCUGACGAGUGUGAGGAACAUGUCUUCCUCGUAUCCCCCAAGGGCGUGUGGCAUGUGGGCUUUCCCCACAGUGGCCCGGAUGGUUCCAGCUUCGUGCGUGCAGGCAAAGCUGUUCUUUUGCGUCCUAAGUGCGGCGCUUUGGCUCGCUCCUACUCGGUUCAGGCUAAGGCCACAACUGAGCAACUUCUGGCCCGCAGUGGUGCGGCUCGAAUCGACAGUUCUGGUGGGGCUCCGUGCUUCGCAACGUGCUUCAAGGUUCAGGUGUUUGCAUCUGGAAUGCAAAGUGAUACCAGCGAGAUUCUCCUUGCUGCUCUCGAGCGUGUGCUCUCCUGUGGGGUUGGUCCCCUUUCGCACGUGUGUGGCAUUUCGCGUUUGCGCACAGAUGAGUUCAUUUGUGUGUCUUUUCUUUGCUUGGCCGGGAAUCAUGGCUUCGGCGAUGUUUCCGGAUCUGGACGAAGAAUUGCUGGCUCUGGCAAUUCAAUGCAAGGUGCCCGAGGCAUACCAUCAGUGCCUCUCAGGCUUCCAUGUUCCUCUUUUCGGCUGUUUGGCCGCCUCAGCCACAGCCUUCGCGCCAGCACUUGACACUCUCCUCGAGAAGGUUUCUGCCCCGGAAUCCGCCGCUGGGAUCUUGCUGGUUCAGGCUUCAUUUCGGCUUCUCUUUCAGAAAUGCACUAACCAGGCAGCCGCUUCGCAAGGCACUGAGCCCAAAGCUCCUUCCUCGGCUUCGACAUCUGGGUGGGUCGAGCAGUUCCCGCCAAAGUUGUCAGGUGAGCAGGUCAUCCAGCUGCGUUCCGCCUUUGGAGCGUCCUAUCCGGGAGAAGUGUUGGACCACGAGAACACCCCAGGCAGUCGCAUGUUGGCUCUUACUUCGAAGGUGAUGCAGCCGGGUGAGCUUAAGUGGAUACCCUGGAAGUUUCGGAUGAGCAAGGCUCAAGAGGAAGCUUUCAACCUUCGCCGGCCCUCCAAGGUCCCGAAGUUCGAGGACUUCAUCUACGAUGAGAUUCCAGCACGAGAACUUCCGCAAGGCCAAGUUGGCGCAUCAUUUCUUCAAGGGGUGCUCGGCCUCAUGUCGGUGUCGGCAUCCUUGGUGCAAGGGGCACAUCUCCACAAUCUUCGCCUCUAUGAGCGCAAGUUCAUCAAGUUGGCAUGCUCACGCUUGGAAGGUUCGACUGGCCUCAGACAACCUCACAUCGAGGAGUUACAGGCUGCCGACCGACAUCUCUGGGGUAUCAUGGCUGACUUGGUCAACGUGCACAAGUGGACGUUGAAUGAUGCCUUGACUGAGGUGGUUGAAAUCCGCGGUGAUAUGUCAGCCAUGCUCCAGCCACGUGCAGCUGUCUCUAAGUUUCGGCCAGAGGGCAGGAAGGGUGAUGGCAAGAAGGGCCGUCCCCCUCAGGAGUCUUCAUCUGGCAAGGGUGGCAAAGGUCAGCGCUGGGUUCUCUCUUACCAGGACAAGUCUGGGGCACGCAAGAAUCUCUGUCGUGGCUACAGUUCUCGUGACGGAUGCAAGUUUGCGAAUUGUCGCUUUGAGCAUUUGUGUCCGGUCCCAGGUGGCAUGUGCUCGGCCACUCUGGAGCAGCAAGAUCUUGUGCGGUAUGUGAACGCAUUUCUCGCGCACCUUUUUCCUGAAGGCACUUGGACGAGCAUCUGUGUUUCUCACAAUGAGUUUGCGCACAUCCACCAGGAUUUCAACAGCCCCGACUCUCAGAAUUACACCUUCAGCCUGUGGGCCUUCUCGGGCGGAGGCUUGUGGUUGGAAGGCGACGCUUCGGCUUUUCCAGGCUACACCUUGGUGCCGCCUCCAGACAAGGAGGCAGAUCAGUCCUUACGUGGGGCCAUUGUGUGCACUCGGCGGGCAGGAUUCUCUUUCAAUGGCCGCUUGCGCCACUGCAGCGAACCAUGGGUUGGCGAUCGCUGGGUCGUCAUCGCUUAUACGGCGCCCAAUCCGGAUGCUCUGCCCGCUGAUGACGUCUCCUUGCUGGCGGCUCUUGGUUUUCCCUUGCCUCGCGUGUCGAGCACACCUCCACCGCCGUCUGCUCAAGGCAGUGUCGUUGCAACUCCUGCUCCGAAUGCACAGGUCACGUGCCCAUCACCAACGCUUCCCGACCAGGUCCUGCCUCCGCACUUUCCUGCCCUGCGACGGAAUCUUUUCCUCGAGUUGUGUUCAGGCAGGAAUCGGCCACUUUCCUCUGCGGCUCUCAGGGCUGGUGUCUCUGUCAUAUCAAUCGAUAUCCUUCGCUCAUGUGAGCAGGACAUCCUCCAGGAUAGCACUUACGAUGCUUUGUUGCGGCUGGGGUUCUCCGGUCAAGUGACACUUGCGCAUGCAUCUCCACCAUGCACUGAGUACAGCCGUCUCAAGUUGCUGGAUAAUGCAGGCCCCCGCCCUCUGCGUUCACCGGCCCAUAUGGAAGGUUUCCCAGACUUGAAUGCUGAGGAGAAGCGCCGUUUCGAGCAAAGCCGCUUGCUCCUUUUUCGCUCCUUGCACAUCCUCCGCGCUGUGUGGUGCGGUGGUGGCCACAUUAGCUUCGCACACCCUGCCAACAGCCUUGCCUGGCUCGAGAAAGAGACCCAGGCUUUUCUUAAGCACGUCUCCGCCGAUCUCAACUGCAUUGCGGCUUGUCGGUUUGGGGCAGAUUGGUACACACGUUGGCUCUUUGCUUGCACUUGGCGGGCUAUGCAGGGCUUGGCGCGUGCUUGCAAUCACGCUCCCGACAGCCACCAACAGGUGGUUGGUGCUCGCAACUCGGAUGGCACCUGGGCCUCAGCUGCUACUUCUGAGUUCCCUCCUGCACUGGCGGAGGCGUAUGUGGCUGCUGCGCUGCCCUUGUUCGAGACGUGUGCAGAUCCAGUUGAUUUGUCCUUGGCCCAGCUCCCCUUCCUUGUACCCAAGAAGGGCAUGCACUCUCCUCCUUUUGGCACGCAAGAUGGCGGCGGCAUCUUUUCCUGCCCUGAUUGGUCUAAGCCCCCUAGCGAUGCUGUGGAUGUCUUUGACGGCUUGCGCCAAGAACUUGUGCAUUACCUGUUGUCUCACAAGGCACCUCUUCGCCUUCAGGAGCAUGUUCAAAGUCAAUGCGAGGAUGCUCUGUUUUCCGCGGACGAAGUGCUGGCUCUUCGCGCCAUGUGGUCCUCCUGGUUCACUCGCAAGGGCUGGCCUGCCCCCGAUUGGACAAUUCCACCUUCUCAGCCAUAUUGUCUUCAUGCCCUCUCCGCUUUGUCCCGAGCCAUGGGCGAUCGAGAUGACAUGCUGUUUCCUUGCCUGUUGGAGGGCAUCCCCACUGGUUUCUUCAAUGACAUCCCGAGGAGCAACGUCUUCAUCCCGGUGGAAGACGUGGGCAGCCUGGCCUCCGAUGAUCAACUGCAGAUUUGCGAGAGCAAUUGGCAGGGCGCACGGGAGAACCCUGCUAUCCUGCACGAGUUGGUGCAGAAAGAAGUCGAUGAAGGCUGGCUGGAAGAGGUUCCUCUCUCCGAGGCAAAGCAACGUUGGGAUAAAAUCGCGGUUGCCAAGCUGAACGUGGUCCUUGCUGAAAACAAGAAGCCCCGCUUGAUCAUGGAUGGGACUAUCAGUGGGACCAACCCGAGCUGUUUCAUGAACGAGAAGUACAACCUCCCUGGCCUGCAGGAUGAUGCUGUGGUGGCAGUGUUCGGCAGCUUGCCUCUCUCUUUCUGCCAAUCCUUCGGGAUUCCUCUUUCCUGGGCCAAGGUGCAACUCAGUCAUGAGCUGAAGUGGUUGGGCUGGUGUUUUAACUUUCGCGCCGGAACGUUCUGGGUUCCAGAAGAUAAGCGGGCCAAGCUGCUGCAACAGAUUCGGGUUCUUCUCAGAAAAGGUCCUGUCGAGAAACAGGCCCUAGAGCAGACCGUGGGUCUGUUGAUGUGGAUAACUCAGGCAUCGGUGCAGCUGCGCCCCUGGCUUCGCAACCUUUGGCGGGACCUUCAACGUCCGGCAGCGACAAACUUCAGCAUCUCUUCCAGUGAAUGGCAGACGCUCAAGGAUCACCUGGAUGAGAACUUGCGGUUCUGUUCUACCCCGCCUGGGACGGCCAUUCCAUGCGGUGCUACCUUGAUCUCUGCCCGACACGUCCCACUUCGCAGCAAGGCAGAUCUGUGCAAGGUCCCUUUGAAAAAUCGUCGCGUCUACAUGCGGAUUGCUGACCCGCAACACCGGAAGCGGCAUGUGUCUGCGGCGAGCCGUCGCUUCUUGCUCUUCUGGGAGGACUGGUGUUUCCAGUCUCCAUCACUCACAUGCUUGCAACCUUCUUGCAGGGCGAUCUCCGCAACACUUGCAGCCGAUGCGUUUGCUUCCAGCCAGUGCAUUGGGCUUGGGGGCUUUCUUCGUGUCCAGGGUUCCUCGGCAAUUUGGUUCAGUGAACGUUUUGCUCUCUCCGAUAUGCAAUGCUUGGGGGUGCCUCUCGCCCCGGAUGCUCAGAAGAACAUUGGGUGCUGGGAAUUGCUCGCCCAGAUGGCCUUGCUCAUCCUCUUUGCGGAGGUCUGUCCGGGUGGUCGUGCUGGCUUGUCGCUCCGCACCUUCUGCGAUAACAGCGCGGCUGAGUCAGCAGGCAAUCGCAUGCUGACAACUUCCAGCCCCCUUUGCUUCUUCGCGCAGCAACUGGCGUGUCUUUCAUUCAAGCUCGGCCUCACCUUGGACAUCCAGCACAUCUCCGGCUUUCGCAAUACAGAAGCAGAUUUCUUGCGUAGAUGGCAGCCGCCGGAGGAGUUGCAGCACGGGUUUGAGCUCUUGUACAGGAGUGUUUCGUCCGAUGGUCCUUUGUGCAGUGGAGUUCGUAGUAUGGAUUGCCCCAGUGAGUGGGACAUUGCCCACUUGGCUGCCAUGUUCCACAUCCUUCAUGUGGGUGGUCAGCAGAUCCCAAAUCCAGUGCCUCAGAACCUUCCGGAGCCAGUCAUACCUGAUUCCCUUUUCUUUGCGUGGCGAGAUGGGGAGCUCAUAGCGCUCUCCUUCAACCAGGUCUUUUACGAGUCUGAUUCGGAUGUGGAGGUUGAAGACGCCCGCAAUACCGAGUCGCCACAUCCCUUAGAAGCGGAGGAGCUGUGCUUCAUGUCGUUCGGUGUAGAGGCCUUGUCGAUUUAUGCAGACUGCAGGUCUGCUUCCAAUUGUGAAGUAUCGCAGGUCGCAUGGGACUCCUUGCCGGGCCCGGUUUCGACGGGGACGACUACGAUGGCGCAGUUGCUUGCGGAAGUGAAUAUCCCGGUCUCCAUGCAUCCAGAUUUCCUGCCUUUCACGCCACAGGAGUUCGCGUUGGUGUCCGUGGAUUUGCAAGGUUUAGAUGCCUUUCUGCAAGGCCUGACGUUUCCCGGGGAUAUAUCCGAGCCUUUACUUACAGCACGUGUGCGUUUGCUGUGGCAAAGAUGCCAAGCGUUGUCGCAGGGCCCGAAGCCCAAGGCCGCCAGCAGUGCACCAGGCAUUUCACCCGUUUCGGAUGCUAGUUGGGUCGAGGCUUUCCCUAAGAAACUACGCCCUGAGUUGGUCAAAUCCCUUGUGCAACGCUUCGAAAGCAGGUAUCCCUCAGAGAUCAUCUGUCCCGAAACGAUCUCACAACGCUUGCUGGCCCUCAUGGCCAAACAAAUUCAGGACAAGCGUUGGAAAUGGAUACACUGGAAAUACCGUAUGUCGGAAGACAUGCUUGAGCAACAAAUGCUGCAGAGGCCAGCGAAAAUGGCCAAAUUGGAGCUGGAGAAGAUCGUGUUUGACGAGGUUCUUCGUGGGGGCAAGGGGCAGGAGCGUGGUCCGUCCAAGGGGGCCGGCAAAGGCAAGAAAGGGCAGGAAGUAGCCAAGGGCAGGGUGAGACUGAGCGUGUGGCCCGCCGCGGCCUGUGUUGCUGCGGAGGCAAGUGCUGUGGAUGUGACCAUGAUGGGGAUGUGCCUUGUUUCAUUGUCGGGUCGGUUGGUUUGCACCAAGGAGACACCCUUUGCAUUCAAUGGUGCUUUAUGGCAUGCAACCAUGCCGUGGCAAGGUGAACGCUGGGCUUUGACAGCCUAUACGUUGCCGGAGGUUUCGCCGGAAGCUCUUGCAGGUUUCAAUUUUCCGCAUCAAACUGUGGAGAUCCCACGCGUGUCUGAGUCGGUGCACGUUCCAACACCUGCUGCACCUCGGUUUUUUCUGGACAUCUGCAGUGGGUAUGCUUCCCCCUUGAGCCAGGCAUUGCAAGAGCAUGGGGCGCCUGUUCUAUCAAUCGAUGUGCUGCUGGAUGCGUCGCACGACCUUUUACAAGAGAAGGUUCUGACGAGUUUUACUUUACUGUCGCGUACGGUCCAAUUGCUCAUGGCUGUUUACCAGUCCGGGGGGCAUACAUCACUUGAGCAACCACGGAAUGCCAUGAGUUGGUUGGAGCCCGUGGUUCGUCGUUACUUGCAGGAGGUUUCUGCGGAUGUGAAUGUUGUGGCUGCCUGUAUGUUUGGCAUGCCAUAUCUGAAGCACUGGAUCUUUGCUUCGUCAUGGCGGCCCCUUCAAGCCCUGGCAUGUGCAUGCCCCCAUGGGCGAGACGCUCAUCACAAGGUUUUAGGCCAACGCGAUGCGGAUGGCACAUAUGUUUCGCGGCAGACUGCUUUAUAUCCGGCCCGUCUGGCUGAAGUCUAUGCGGAGAAGGUCUUGCCUUUGUUUCCGGCACCAGCUGAGGGUGUGCAGUUAUCCAUUCCGGAUGCCGUUGCUUGCAUACCAACACGCCGUCUGGGGUCUUUCCCUAGAGCCUCGCAAGAUGGGGGCGGGAUUUACUCUGUUCCAGAUUGGGCCGAGCCACAACCAGGCGUGGAGGUCAUGCACGACCCGGACGAGGCCUUGUGGCCGCCUUGCUUGCAGGGGUGCCUACCGGUGUUCGGCACGAUAUACCAGCGAGCUAACAUUGUGCAUGCGUUGGGACGCGACCCACGGCUCAUCAUUGAUCCCACGGUAUCUGUCCUGAGAAGUUUUGCUUGCCCGGACUUCAUGAUGUGCAAUGUGGUGCAGAAACUGCUGGAGGCGGUGAAUUUCGUCCUGAAGGCAACGAAGUUGUGUCGCAAGGAUUUGGGGCGUAUCAUUGGGCUCUUGCAUUGGGUUGUGCAAAUUUCGCCUACUUUGCGGCCGUGGUUGUGUAGUCUGUACCACGAUAUGGAACGCCCUUUAGCGACAAAUUUUUCCUUCAGCGCAUUUGCAUGGCAGCAGCUGCCAACCUGUCUGGAUUCAGACAUGAUUUUUUCGCGUACACCACCUGGCACGAGUAUUCGUGUAGGGUCACGCUUACUUAGUGUUCGUCACGUGGAUGUGAAGUGCAAGGCCGAUCUUACACAGGUUCAAUUCACUGGCAAGCGGUUGUGGGCGCGUGUUGCUGACCCAACGACUGACCGUCGCAAGCUCUCUUCGUUGAGUAUCUCUUUUUUGAGUUUCUGGCGUGAUUGGUGUGAGCAGCCGCAAAUUUUGCGCCCGUUGAACGCGACACCGUUUGAGCCCUCGGUGAAGCUGGCCGCAGAUGCUUGCGCUAGCGGUCAGAACGUUGGCAUUGGUGGCUGGGUUGAGUUUCCCGGUCAACCACGCUUAUGGUUCGCUGAGCGUUUUGAAGUGUCCGAUUUUUCGCAGCGGGGUAUUUCCAUGCAGUCCCCUGCAAAUCUGGAUAUUGUUUGCUAUGAAACUUUGGCCCAGAUAGCUCUUGUCCAUGUAUUUGCCACAUCCUGCGUCGGUGGCAGAUGUCGGGUUCGCAUACCCAGCUGGUCUGAUAACACAGGCACUGAGGCUGUUUGCACAAAGCUCUUCACAACCGUUCAGCCGUUGGCUGCUUUUGUGCAGCAAUUGGCUAUUCAUGCGUGGCGUUCGCAUGUGGAGCUUGAUACAUCCCACAUCUCUGGCUGUCAUAAUGACAAGGCUGACUUCCUCAGCCGAUGGGAUGGCGUGUCUGCAUUACCUGAGGAAUGGCUUCCAGCUUACAGAGUGUCCUGUGCUUUGCCUGUUUUGUGGGCGUAUAACCAUGACAUCCGCCUUUUCCCACCUGAGGCCCGUUUGCUUUGGGAGCUGCCCCUUAAUAAGUGGCGCGAAUUGUCGCAAUGA